Messenger RNA from Selaginella moellendorffii, 717 nucleotides. RefSeq lists its product as uncharacterized. NCBI's taxonomy places the organism in Eukaryota, Viridiplantae, Streptophyta, Lycopodiopsida, Selaginellales, Selaginellaceae. The record is from RefSeq and is a predicted model, not a curated record. The transcript is spliced from 4 exons. Bases 1 to 702 code for a protein of 233 amino acids.
AUGAACUCGGCCCCUGGAUUGGCACCGGAAAAACUCCACCAGAUCGCCAGAGAGCUUCGCUCUGCGAUCUUCCGGAUCGUAGCUCACUCCUGCGAAGUAGAGCCGUCAGUCGAGCUGCGAGAUACAUUUUCCAACAACAACAGUUUUUUUUCCGUAGUGAAAGGUGCUGGCUGCUUUCCCACGAAAGCAAAAGCAGCAAAGAUCGACGAGGCAAAGGCCGAGGGAGCUGCAUCCUCAAGUCACAUAUGGGGAAAAACUAAUCCACUGAAGUUUCCUGCUUAUUUGUACACAAAGGGUGUGUUCAAGGCGAACCACCCUUUGAUUAAGAUUGUCAGCGGAGAGGAACUAAUGCCGGCAUUUGACAAGUUUGCGCUGCCGCUGCUGGUGGAUGCGCAAGUCAGACGAGCGGCUAUUUUCCUGUGCUCUACAGAAUUUACUCGAUUCUAUAAACUUUACGGAAAGGCAUCCAAUGAAAAACAACUAACAGAGUUCCACCAUUCUUUGGUCAGAGAACUGGAGAAGCUCACAAUACCAUCGGGCCAGACACUGAAGAAACUUGAGGGAGAUCAAUUGCUGUACGAGAGCCUAACGGGGAAAAAGAGGAAGCGUACAGAUCUGUCGGACAUUGCAAGCUUUUCAGACCAGCUGGACAUGUUGUUGCAGGUGGCUGAGGAAAGAAUUUCACAGGAUUUGAGAUUUUGACCUUGAUCCUGAGCA